UCCGUUAGUUGCCAAAGGCAUCUCCAUCACCCAAACGAUAAACACAGCAGGGAGGAGCGAGAGAAUGAAACUUUUGCAUUGCAACGGCCUCCUCUCCUCCUCCAUGCUGCUUCUCCUCGCGGCCAUCUUUGCGCUGGCCUCGUGGGAGCAGGCCAUGGCGUUUGAUCCUAGCCCUCUCCAAGACUUCUGUGUCGCUGACAUGAACUCGCCUGUGCGAGUGAAUGGAUUCCCUUGCAAGGACCCGAUGUCCGUCACCCCGGACGACUUCUUCAACGCAGCCAGGCUCGACCAGCCCAGGAACACCAUGAACAGGUUCGGGUCCAUCGUCACCAACAUCAACGUCACGCAGUUCCCCGGCCUCAACACCCUCGGCAUCUCGCUCGCGCGCAUCGACUACGGGCCCCUGGGCGUGAACACGCCGCACAUCCACCCCCGCGCCACCGAGCUCCUCACCGUGCUCGAGGGGACGCUCUACCUCGGCUUCGUCACCUCCAACCCCAAUAGGCUCUUCUCCAAGGUGGUCAAGAAGGGGGACGUGUUCGUCUUCCCCAAGGCCAUGAUCCACUUCCAGAUGAACCUGGACCACCACAAGCCCGCGGCCGCGUUGUCGUCGCUCAGCAGCCAGAACCCCGGGGUGAUCACCAUCGCCAGCGCGGUGUUUGGAUCGCAGCCGCCCAUCUCGGACGAUGUCUUGGCCAAGGCGUUCCAGGUGGAGAAGAACCUCAUAGAUUGGCUCCAGUCUCAGUUCUGGGAGAACACCAACUACUAAUAAUCCUAGUGGAUUAGUGCCCAAGUUGCCCUGCAUAUAUAAGUACCUGUGCCAGAGUUUGUAUCUACAGUAUUGUUUAUGUGAAAUAAGUGGCAUGUAGUACUUGCAGGUGCCUGCGAGCCGUGGUGUGUUGUGUGUUAGUUCUGGUGGUGGAGCGUGAUUACUGUUCACCUCUUGAAAAAUAAAGUACAAGGAAUACAAUUACUUUGUGUACUUUUUUUUUA
Panicum hallii is the source of this 993-nucleotide messenger RNA. Its product is annotated as germin-like protein 8-3. NCBI's taxonomy places the organism in Eukaryota, Viridiplantae, Streptophyta, Magnoliopsida, Poales, Poaceae. The record is from RefSeq and is a predicted model, not a curated record. Bases 65 to 769 code for a protein of 234 amino acids. Gene Ontology annotation, molecular function: manganese ion binding. Gene Ontology annotation, cellular component: cell wall. The transcript has 2 exons.